AUGGCAUACGGCAAGGUGCUUCACUCGGCCAGUGUUCACGACAUGGCGCUAAAGUUCCCGCAGAAGCAAAAUGCUUCUACCGAGUCAGUUGAAACGUCGCUGACAAAGGAGCCACAAUCUUCAAUUACGGGGGUUUCAGGCGCUGAAAAUGCAGGCGCGGUCGUCUUUCUAUUUCCGCCCAAGGAGCAACUAUGCUGGUCUAUAUCAAGACUCUGGCUUGUGUGGAAGUUGUGUUUGCUCAAUAUUUUGAAGCCGCGAGUCGAUCAGCUACUUGCGGCGAACAAAAAUGGGUUGCGGAGUGUACAGGCCCUGUUCUCAAAACAGAAGAUAUGGUAUCUCGAGGUCAUAGCUGUGCAUCCGUCCUUGCAGUCGCGUGGGAUUGGAAGAGGUGUGAUGAAAUGGAUUUUGAGACAUGUUGGAGACCAGCCAAUCUAUCUGGAGUGUACGUGUCGAGAAAAUAUCGAUUUCUAUGAGAGCUUUGGGUUCAAGGUUGUUGAGGUGGUCGAACUCAUGGACAAGGAACAGAGUCUGAAGUAUUGGACCAUGGUUCGUUCGGAGAAAAUAUCACCAGGAAAAGAUCUAUAG
Molecule: messenger RNA, 585 nt
Organism: Penicillium odoratum
Lineage: Eukaryota; Fungi; Ascomycota; Eurotiomycetes; Eurotiales; Aspergillaceae
Product: GNAT family N-acetyltransferase
Exons: 2
Coding region: 1-585 (194 amino acids)
Molecular function (GO): acyltransferase activity, transferring groups other than amino-acyl groups
Source: RefSeq, a predicted model, not a curated record